AUGGCUAACGACGAGUACGAUAACGACUAUCUUCUCCUCACUAUAGUGGUCCUUAUCGGCGACUCGGGCGUCGGCAAGUCCAACUUGCUUAGUCGAUUCACGCGCAAUGAAUUCAACCUAGAUUCCAAGUCGACCAUCGGCGUCGAGUUUGCUACUAGGUCCAUCCAGAUCGACAGCAAGACGAUCAAGGCGCAGAUCUGGGAUACAGCGGGACAGGAGCGGUACCGCGCCAUCACCUCGGCGUACUACCGUGGUGCCGUUGGUGCGUUGCUCGUCUACGACAUCAGCAAGAGCCUCUCGUUUGAGAACGUGACGCGGUGGCUGAAGGAACUCCGGGACCAUGCGGAUAGCAACAUUGUCAUCAUGCUCGUGGGCAACAAGACCGAUCAGCGGCACCUGCGUGCCGUGCCGACGGACGAUGGCAAGAACUUUGCGAGCGAGAAUGGGCUUUCCUUCAUCGAGACCUCGGCCCUCGAAGCGACGAACGUCGACCUCGCUUUCCAAAACAUCCUGACUUCCAUCUACCAGAUCGUGUCGAGCAAGAGCCUGGCGGAGGAGGGCGCGGACAUGGCGGCGGUAUACAAGUCUUUGUCGAAGAAUUCCUCCAAGGCGGAACGGAAAACAGAAGCCAAUGGCACUGUGGAGAGGAAAAACAAGCAGAGGGUCUUGAUCCUCUCAUCUCGAGGCGUCACCUACAGGCAUCGGCAUCUUCUCAAUGACCUGGCUUCGAUGCUUCCCCACGGGCGGAAAGACGUCAAGUUCGAUUCUAAAUCCAAGCUGUACCAGCUGAACGAGUUGGCUGAGCUCUACAACUGCAACAACGUGUUGUUCUUCGAGGCGAGGAAAGGGAAGGAUCUAUACAUGUGGUUUAGCAAGGUGCCCAAUGGGCCGACGAUCAAGUUCCACGCUCAAAAUUUGCACACAAUGGAGGAGUUGCACUUCACAGGAAACUGCCUUAAGGGCUCAAGGCCUAUUCUCUCUUUCGACGGCGCUUUCGACUCCGAACCGCAUCUCCGCGUCAUCAAGGAGGUCUUCCUCCACAUCUUUGGGGUGCCGCAGGGCGCGCGCAAGUCCAAGCCGUUCAUCGACCAUGUCAUGGGUUUCAGCGUGGCCGACGGGAAGAUCUGGGUGCGCAACUACGAGGUCCGGGAAGUUGAGAAGGUCAAGGGGGACGACAACAACGACGAAGACGAGGGCAGUGGCAAGGCGCGCAACAAGAGUCGAGUCGGCGACAAGGACACAGACGUCAGCCUGGUGGAGAUUGGGCCGCGGUUCGUGUUGACGCCGAUUGUGAUACAGGAAGGUGCGUUCGGCGGGCCGAUUAUCUACGAGAACAAGCGGUUCAUUUCUCCGAACCAGGUGCGUGCCGACCUGCGGCGGGCGAAGGCUGGGCGGCAUGUGGCCCGUAUGGAGCAACAGAGGGACACGCUGGCGCGGAGGAGGAACCUAGGGCUUGAGGACGGGCAGCAGAAGGAUCACAGUGGAUUAGAUACCCGGGAGCUGUUUGCGUAG
Dichotomopilus funicola is the source of this 1512-nucleotide messenger RNA. Its product is annotated as ribosome biogenesis protein BRX1. The transcript has 7 exons. Gene Ontology annotation, molecular function: GTPase activity; rRNA binding; GTP binding. Lineage: Eukaryota; Fungi; Ascomycota; Sordariomycetes; Sordariales; Chaetomiaceae. Gene Ontology annotation, cellular component: nucleolus. Gene Ontology annotation, biological process: ribosomal large subunit assembly; rRNA processing. Bases 1 to 1512 code for a protein of 503 amino acids. The record is from RefSeq and is a predicted model, not a curated record.